Molecule: messenger RNA, 2653 nt
Organism: Amaranthus tricolor (Joseph's coat)
Lineage: Eukaryota; Viridiplantae; Streptophyta; Magnoliopsida; Caryophyllales; Amaranthaceae
Exons: 8
Coding region: 122-2503 (793 amino acids)
Molecular function (GO): DNA binding
Source: RefSeq, a predicted model, not a curated record
AAUUUAAUUUAGAGUCUUUGACUAAUCAAUUCCCCAUUUUCUCAUUUAUUUCUCUCUCUACAUUAAAAGAGUUGCUCAAUCCAGACAAACAAUAAACGAGGGAAAGCUAUUAACUCUUUUAAUGGUGUCGAAGAAGACAUCAGAUUGGCCUCCUCCUGGUUGGAAGGAAAAAAUUAGGGUUAACUAUGGACGCAAGAUUAAGUGCUACAUCAAUUCAAAAACACAUAUAAAAUUAUAUUCAAAAGCUGCUGUGCUUCGAUGCAUUGAAGAUGGUAGCGUCAGUAACAAAAAGUCUCCUUUAAGUGAGCAUGCUAAGAAGAGUUCUCUUGUCCAAGCAAAUGAUUCCGAGUGGUUACCCACUGGUUGGGUCAUAGAAAGGAGAAUCCGUAAGAGUGGCGCCAGAGUAGGAACAGAGUAUAAGUGUUUUAUUGAUCCAUCCUCUGGAGCUAAAUUCUUCUCAAAACCUGAAGUACUCCGGCAUCUUAAAUGUAUAGCGGGCAAUGCUGGAUCAUCUAGAGGGAAGGACAAGGGAGGCAGCAGGAAAUCUUCCAGCAAGAGGUUAGUUGAGGCAACAAGUUCACACAAGUCGAAUUCGGAGCCAAAGACGUCACAGAUCUUGAAAACACCUGUUCGAAAUAGUCUUUCUUCAAGAAAACGAAAGGUUGUAAUUGAGAGGACCGCGGAUGAAGGGUUGCCUCCUGGGUGGAUCAAGGAAAUGAGAAUCAAAAUGCUUGGCGAUAAAAUUAUCAGGAGGGAUCCAUUCUUUCUUGAUCCUGCUAGUAGCCUGGUCUUUCGCUCAAAAUUGGAAGUACUGCGCUAUGUGGAGACGGGAGAGAUCAGUAGACAUGCAUAUCAUAGGAGAAAUCAAAACGUUAUUGGAGAGGAUUCUGCUGUUGGAACUACCUCUACAUCUUCAGCUAAAAGGAAGGAGACAACGGACAGCAAGAUCAGAAAACAGCGUUUUGCCAAAAAGGGAUGUAGUGAACAAAGUAUUCAAGCACUGACUGAAACUGGAGACAAUGAAGAAUCUGGAAGCAGGAAACAUAAAUAUCCCAUUAGAGUUAGGCGACCACCUUCCGCUAGUGUUCCUAACCGGACGACCGUGUCACCUGAAUCAACCAGCAAUUCCCAAGUGGCAAAUCCAUUGCUGGACAAGGAUCCUGCUAUUAGGGACACUGUAGGUAUGAUCAGAUUUAAACCCCCAGAAGUCCAAGAGGCUGAUGUAAAAGAUGCCAUUCCUCAAAAGAGUGAGUCCUCAUCUCCUUCAAGGGGUGUAUUGCCCGAGGAGAACCCUGUUGGCGUUGCCAUACAAAAUGGCAAUACUGGGAAAGCUCAGACUGGCAAAAGGAAAGCAAAGGGUGGGAAAAUGCCUUCUCGGUCCUCUAAACGACUUGCUGGUGUUGAUGCUGAAGUGUUGUACCUCACAAUACCCAUUGAACAUGCUCUUCGAUCCAUAACUAGAAAGCCUUCCAGAACUAAACCCAUUCCUAGUUUAGCAUCAAUUCCAGUUGAAUUACAGAAAAAGGACCAGGAUGUUGAUAGCAAUAAAUUAAUAGUGGAUGCACUUCAGGCCACAAGUAAAAAGUCCUUCAGCACUGUGGAAUCGGUCCUUAAUGAGUGUCAUGAACAUCAGGUUUUGGAUAUGCAAAAUGAGCUUGCAUCUCGAGAAGUAAAGCAUGAUACAGUUGAUGUAAAAACAUUGCCUGCUGCUCAAGCAGAAAAACCAUUAAACAAGGUUGACGACCCAAAAUUCCAAGAAGAAAAACAUUCUACGCUAGAUUUCGAAGCAAAAAGUGUGCUUUGUACAAAUGGAGAACAACCUUCGAACAACAGUGAUAACUUAAAAUUGCAAGAAGAACAACGCCGCACACUUGAUGUCGACUUAGAAACUGUGCUCUCAACUCAAAAACCAUUGAACAAGAUUGAUCACUUGCCAUUUCAAGAAAAGAAACUCUCAUUUGAUAUGAAUACAGUAUUUGAUAUGGAUUCGGUUGAUAACUUUGUAAGAAAAGAUCCCAUUUUGGUUGAUCUCAAUGAUCUGCAGUUGGAGGCUCCGCCUGGCUUCUCCGGUAAAACAAAAGUGCAAUCAAUAACAACAAAGCAAUCACUAGAGCACUCAAUGGGUAACUUGCUGAAGGACAAGGUUGAGACUGUUCCAAAGGGGAAAUUGAUCCUAGAAGAGCGAUCACAGGAGAAACUGGCGAGCAGUCAAACUGAGCAGCCACAAUCUGAAUUCGGCUUUUCAGCACCCUUGUGGUCUGAUCCAUGCCUUGAUUUUGCAUUCAAAACUCUUACAGGUGCAAUACCAUUCGAUGAUAAUCUAGCUAUACAGGACUAUAUUCAGUAUCAAAGCCGCACUUCUGAACCGCCAGCACAAACAUGUGCUCCCAGCUGCUUGAAAAAUAACGAAACAAAAGCGGUAUCCCAGUUGCCAGAAGACGUAAACUUCCCCAAUUCGAAUGGUUUUGGCUCAUCAGAAACAAAGCAGGUGAAGAAUAAAUGAUAAUCUUAGAGCAGCUAUUCUGUUGUAAUUCUUUGUAGUAUAUAGUUAGUGUAUCUUACCCAGUGGUUGCAACUUGCAACUAGAUCAGUCCUAAGUCCUAACCAUUGUAAUAUCUAUUUGCUUAUAUUAUUAGUUAGAAUAUCGAAUGUA